Molecule: messenger RNA, 6742 nt
Organism: Thalassophryne amazonica
Lineage: Eukaryota; Metazoa; Chordata; Actinopteri; Batrachoidiformes; Batrachoididae
Gene: mtm1
Product: myotubularin 1
Exons: 16
Coding region: 104-1927 (607 amino acids)
Biological process (GO): mitochondrion distribution; negative regulation of autophagosome assembly; muscle cell cellular homeostasis
Cellular component (GO): plasma membrane
Molecular function (GO): phosphatidylinositol-3,5-bisphosphate 3-phosphatase activity
Source: RefSeq, a predicted model, not a curated record
CCGGUCACGUGAUCAGGAGUAAGUUCCUGCUGUGGGUUGAGGGAAAGAAAUCGACAUUUAGCCACGGGAGAAACGCAGUUUGCGGCCUGUGGAAGCCCUCUCCAUGGCCUCACCAGUCUCAGUGUUUCACUCCAGUGUCUUGGACACACACAUCUCCAGUCCUUCCAGAGACUCACUCAGGAUGGAGUUGUUAGCAGAUGUGUCUCUGCUGCCAGGAGAAGACCGGAUUAUAGAUAAAGACAUCAUCUACAUGUGCCCAUUCAGUGGAGCUGUAAAAGGGAAAGUGCUGAUCACCAACUACAGACUCUACUUCAAAAGCUCAGACUCUGAUGUGACAGUAAUGCUUGAUGUUCCAUUGGGCACCAUAAGUCGGGUGGAGAAGAUGGGUGGAGCAUCAAGUAGAGGAGAAAAUGCCUAUGGCUUAGACAUCACCUGCAAGGACAUGAGGAACUUGAGGUUCGCUUUGAAGCAGGAAGGUCACAGCAGACGAGAUAUCUUUGAGCUCCUCUUCAGAUAUGCCUUUCCUGUCUCACACAGUCUGAAUCUGUUUGCAUAUCUGACUCAGGAGAAGUACGAGGAAAAUGGCUGGAACAUCUACAAACCCAUAGACGAGUUUAGACGACAGGGCCUGCCGAAUAACAAGUGGCGUAUUACAUUUGUCAAUAAGAGCUACGAGCUGUGCGACACCUACCCCACGGUGCUGGCUGUCCCCGCCAACAGUAAGGACGAAGACCUCAAGAGAGUCGCUACCUUCAGGUCAAGAGGACGCAUACCGGUUUUAUCGUGGAUCCACAGAGAAAACCAGGCGGUGAUCGUUCGGUGCAGUCAGCCGCUCGUUGGUAUGUCAGGUAAAAGGAACAAAGAUGACGAACGCUACCUGGACCAGAUUAGAGAAGCAAACGCCACCACCAAGCUGACCAUCUAUGAUGCUCGGCCAAGUGUCAACGCUGUGGCCAACAAGGCCACUGGAGGCGGCUAUGAGGGUGAUGAGUACCAAAACGCAGAGCUCGUCUUCCUCGAUAUCCAGAAUAUCCACGUCAUGAGGGAAUCCUUAAAGAAACUAAAAGAUAUCGUUUACCCCAAUGUGGAAGAGUCACACUGGCUGUCCAGUCUGGAGUCGACACAUUGGCUGGAACAUAUUAAGCUGGUGUUAUCGGGAGCGAUCCAGGUAGCGGACAAAGUUUCCAGUGGAAACUCUGUGGUAGUUCACUGUAGUGACGGCUGGGACCGGACUGCUCAGCUCACCUCACUGGCCAUGCUGAUGCUGGACAGUCACUACCGCACUCUCAGAGGAUUCCAGGUGCUUAUUGAGAAGGAAUGGAUCAGUUUGGGACACAAGUUUGCCUCUAGAAUAGGUCACGGUGACAAGAACCACGCAGACCAGGAUCGAUCACCCAUCUUUCUUCAGUUCAUCGACUGCGUUUGGCAGAUGACUAAACAGUUUCCCACAGCGUUUGAGUUUAAUGAGCGCCUUCUGCUGACAAUCUUGGAUCAUCUCUUCAGCUGUCGUUUUGGAACCUUCCUAUACAACUGUGAGAGUGCACGAGACCAAAACGAGCUGAGGUUGAAGACGGUGUCUCUGUGGUCUUUAGUCAACAGUAAGACAGAACUGUAUUUAAAUCCGUUCUACACUCCGGAGUCGGGCAGAGUCCUCUAUCCUGUCGCCAGCAUGCGCCACCUAGAGCUUUGGGUAACAUACUACAUCCGCUGGAAUCCUCGUAUACGACAGCAGCAGCAGAGUCCGGUGGAGCAGCGUUACAAGGAGCUUUUGGCGCUCAGAGACGAAUACUUGAAGAAGCUGGAGCAACUGCAGCUCUCUGACUCCUCCCCUUCCUCUCGGCUGGCCAACAACUCCACCCCCAACACCUCGUCGUCUGCCUCAUCCUCACCGUCGCAGCAAUACACAGACCUUCAAACGCCCUUCUGAGUGCCGGUGACACACACACUGAUUCUUAUUGACUUGCACUUAAUAUCGUCUUCACUCUGGUUUCUUUGAGUCCCACACAUGCAGGGAAUCGAGUCUUGUGCGGUCCUAACAGCGGCUAGCAAAGAUUGAGCGUAAUAAUUAGAGGUUAGCUCGUAACACCAUCGUAGAGAUAAUGGUGAAUUAUGCAAUACGUCACAGUCCAGCCUAGUCCAGACUUUUUGCUUUGGUUUUGUUUUUAUGCACUCUGGCCUUAAACGCGUUCCGUGGCUUUUAGUCCCAAGGGCUGAACAUACAGGACCCGGAGCAGAGGCAUAGCUGCAGAUUUUACAGACGCCAUGUCGUGAUCUGUUUUUGUUCAUACAAACACAGACACGCACGUAUUUUCAGCAAUAACUCUCUUUACUACUGUCGUCUGAUAACAGGAUAAUGUUUUUGAAAAUCAGGUCGAGAGCAUCUCUGUGGUUUCACCACACCAGAAGUGUGUAACGUUUGGCGUGUUCUAGCAUCGCACAGCUCUGUCAAACAUGGAAAUAUAUGCCUGUGGUGUUCACGCUGCAUUGUGACGAGUCGAGAUGGCCACCAAACAGGGAACAAAAAAAUUAAUUACACGCUACAUGCAACUUCAAAAUCAUGCACGUGGUGAGAGAAUGAAGUGUCUGCUUCAUAAGAAAUACUUUCCACCUGUUUGUGUGGACGUGUCUGUUAUUUGAGUUUUAGAAAGCAAAGUGCUAUUAAACAAUCAUAAAAUAACAUUUCUGUGCAGAAAAGCUCUGUCUCACAGAACCCGUUCAGUGUACACCUAGCUCAGCUUCUCCCGCCCCCUUUUUUCAGCCACAUGCGUACAAAAUCGUUUCUGCAGAGUCAUGUACAUUUGUAACAGUAUUAUUUGAGUUUUAGAACAUAGCAGCUUGGAAAGUGGAAAUUAAAAGUAACAUUUUACUUCUUGGAUUUUCUGUAUGUCUAAAUGUAAAUGGCUUCUCUAUCAGUAACAGACACACCUGCUCCUCAUCCACCAUUGACUCAGCAUCUGCUAACCAUCCAGCAGGGGGCAGCCAUGUCUAUGUGGUGUUACUUAAGCAAAACAAAGUUGCUUUUUGCAUUGAUUUGGUGCAUAAAAUCUAAUUGUUUUGUCCUCAGUAUUUUCUUUUUAAUUUGGGGAGUUGCAAAAUUGUAGCAUUUAUUGUUUGUAGGUUUUUUGUUUUGUUUUGGUUUGGUUUUUUUGAGUCAUGUUAACAAAUGAAAGAGGACGGACUCAUUUAUUGAUCUAUUCACUCACUGUAUUUUACAGGGCGCAUCGGUUUUUCCAAAACCUAAGAAUACAACCCGGUUUGCAUUUUAAUCCAUAUUCUAUUUCACAUGUAGAAAUUAUGUGUAGUAUUGUAUCAGCCACAGUCAGUUUCUGUUUUUCUAAUACUUUAAAGGACAAGUCAAGGCAACAUUUUGUCUGGUGCCGGUGUAAAUUAGAGUAACACAAUAUGUGUGUUUAACAGUUGACACUGGAAACAUUUUAUUGAAAUUGUCAGUUGUCGUCUUCAGCGUAAAUUAGAGACAAUGAUUUUAUUCUGUGAUUUAUUUUUUAACUUAUUUAUCCAUUGGGUGUUUUUGUAUUUUAUCUGCACAACUCUAAAGUUAAUCCUCUCCAAAAUGUUUGCUAACUAGCCACAUAAAACAGAUCGAGUUGUUGAAUGCCUUAUUUUUUAUUUUAUUUCACGUUUGACAGAGUUAGCUGCAACGUUCCGCUAACCUAAGAUAGCAAAUAAGCACUUUUCCGAAGAUGUCAGAAAAUCCAUUUUAAUACUUGAUUUUUUUUUUCUUUUAGAGUUUUAGUGCUUUUUGUGUACUUGUUGAUUAUUCACCUACAUAAGUACAUACACUGUAGUUUUAUGUUGUUUGAUGACUCUUUGUUGAAAUUUAAGAGCAUAGGAAGCCAACAGACCGCCUCAGUCUGAUGGAGAUGCAACUUCUUCAAGAUAAAAACUAAUUUCUGCAAUUUUUAUUUAGUUUUUUUUUAACACCUUAAAAAUCUCUCGGAUCUUACCGUAGAUGUUUGAAGUCUCUGGUGUCAGUGUUUAUCUGCUCUCAGUAAGCGGCUGGGUGGUGCUUAGAAUUUCCUACCUCACGCCUGAGUCCUGCUACGCUGCCGCUCCGAGUCCUGUGUGAACAAAAACAAAGUGUAAACCCGCUCACCGUGUUGUGCGUCUUUUGAUCACGUGCCUGCGUGCGGCAGCGCAGGGCCGACGCGGCAGGGAGGCUUCAUCCUGCUGCUCUCCUGAGCUGCAGCGCUGCAGUAGCAGAACUUGACUCACAGUAGCCGAGGAUCCUCCGGCGAGGCUGAACGUGUCAAACCCGAUGCAGUCCGACGGCGUUUUGCGGUGCUGCACGUAGCGCACACGGGACCGGCUUCUUGUCAAGAAUCACUGCGCACGAUUUUCUGUUCAUAUUAAAUCCAUGUUCUGGAUCGGGAAACCCGCUUCAGCGUCCACACAUUACAAACCGCUUCAGGAAAACCAGGCACAUGUUCCUUUAGGACACGUGAUGACUUUUUUUUUUUUGUGUGUUUAAACAACAAUUUACACAUUUUGUACAUUUCAACUGGAAUUUGUCGAUAGACUGUUUUGUUUCUUUUUCUUCCGGUUGUUGUGUUUUCAUCUGUCAGUCUGACUGCAGAUGAUAAAUCUUAAAAAAGGUUUAUGGAUUACAGAAAGUCUUUGUUUGACAUCGCUCAGGGUGGAACCCCCACGUAAUUUUUAUUUUAUUAUUACUUUUUUGUGAUUGAAUGACAUCAUAAUAUGAUUCUUGUGGCCUUAAAUACUGAUCAGUUCUGUCCAAAGUUGAACCACUUUAUCUCUGACGAACACCUUGACUUGGACCUUCAAGUUUAAUAGUAACCAUAGUUGUAUCAUGAAUCCUUUCCUUGAACUCCCCUUUUCUAAUUAUCCCCAUAUUUAAGUAUUGGGCCAAAUUCUGACUUUUAACUUUUUUUUUCUUUCUCAAAAUCAGCUCUUUGUGUUUGUCUGGCCUUCGAUCAUUCUACUACAUUUGGUCCAAAUUGGAUCACAACUCCAAGUCACGGGACUGAAAACGAUUCCCCCCCACGUACGCGGUGUACCAGCCUUUUAAUCCAUUGAGUGAUUGUAACAUGUAUGUUGUUUGUUUUGUGGGUGUGGCUAAUUAUUGUCUUGCAGUCUGCUUGUUUGGCCACUUUCAUCUUGGACUCUGAUGUUAAUCAGCCCAUUAGUCGUCGUCAUCGAAAAUGUUGGCGUUGAACUCGGGACAUCUUAUCGUAACUGGUAGGAAUGAAGGGAAAACUUUCAGCCCAGAUGUGUGAAUUAAUGGAAUGAUGGGAAACUUUAAUCAUAUAAUCAGCUGGACUUGAUCAGAGGACACGAGGUUUUUAGUCGCGUCUAUGAGCAGGUUUGGUGCUGUUGUGGAAAUUGUCAUCCACACAUCAGCGUGUGUGUGUGUGUGUGUGUGUGAGACAAUAAGGGGAAACUCGAACCAGUUUCUCCAUCGCGACAAUGGAAUUCAGGAAUCUGAAGUUUCCUGAUGGAACGAGUUUGCUGCUAAUUCAAAAAGCUCCCGUUCUGGUUACUUUGAGUGAAGUGAUUCAUACAAACUCAGCCAGAAAAAAAAAAGGCCAGUGUGCUUUUGAAAACGUUUCCAAACAUACACGUACUGUAUCAUGCUGGUGAUGGGAUUUGUUUUUAUUUUAAUAUAUAUAAUCAGUUAAAGUUCUCAGAUUCUGUCAGUUAGACAGAACAAAGUAUUUGUCCAGUAGUCCUCAGUCACUGACAGUAUUCUUCAAUGUGAGUCAAAAGCUCAUUUAUUGGGGAGGUUUACUGCACCGUCUGUCACAUGAUGAACACGUGUGCAGUUGUGAUAAGCUGUUUGAUUUUGGUUGUUUCAGUUCUUGACUGAAAAGCAGAAUAAAACAUUGUGAGAGGAGCUUCAGGUCAGUUGUCAGUGUUGUCAUCAAGGUCCACGCUUUUGGCUGCCAAAGCCCUCAAGGUCCAGACCAAGGCUUUAAUUCUCAAGAACAGCAGUUGUUUCCUGUAAAAAUAGAGUUCUGUACAGUACAGGUUGUUUAGGAUCUAAAUUGUAUAUGAAAACACAAAAAUUCCCUUUGACAAAAUCUUUGAAUCAUCAUGACCAAAGCCUGGAAAUAAAUGGGUCUUCGGGAGCUUAGAGGCCAUUAACAAGGCACUGCAACACUGAGCUCAAAAAUCUUUUUCCAAGUUAUCUUGUAUUCAUGGUCAGAAUGUACUUUAAUUUAUUGGCAUAUGUUAAAAGUAUAUUGGGGAAAAAAAAUACUUUUUUCAGGUUUAUAUUUAUAAAUCCCUUUGUUUUCUUCCUGUAACAACAGUAUACAUAUUUUUGCUGAUACGACUCCUCCUGUGAAGUCAUAUUUGAUUUGAUUACAGGUGAUUGAUCAGCUGAACCUUUGCAUCUUCUAAAACUCUACUUCUCACUUAAUCACUGUUGGCCAACAAGUAAUUAUGGCCUGUGGUCAAAGAUGUGUUUGGAUAUUGGUGGAUAAAUUCAUUAUCAUUUUCUAAAGUGUCUGAAUUGUUCAAAUGGAGGACUCUGAUUUAAAAAUUUUUUUUUUAAAAAGUGUGAAUGGAAGAGCUAAUGCUAACUCGCCAUACUUCAAAGUAGUGUGGUAUCGGUCUCCGUGAUCACUAAGCUCCACCCACAUUCAAACUAAUUAACUCAGGGCCAGCGUGGAGCUCCUUAAUUGCAAAAUCUCUUUUCACUUGGCAAUCAAACACAUCAGGAAAGUUCACUAUUGCUACCAAACCCAAAGGAAACAGGGUA